Messenger RNA from Suillus subalutaceus, 1342 nucleotides. RefSeq lists its product as uncharacterized. Bases 184 to 1113 code for a protein of 309 amino acids. The record is from RefSeq and is a predicted model, not a curated record. Lineage: Eukaryota; Fungi; Basidiomycota; Agaricomycetes; Boletales; Suillaceae. The transcript has 17 exons.
CUUGAGCCCAUGCAUGACCACUGAUGUUACGUGACGACCGGUCGGAUGCCUGGCAAAUUGUAACUUAACUUAUUAUUCCAUACAUAGGGAAGUUGCACCUCAACGUUCAACAUUCAACCCUGCAGGCCUGAGGGUCGUCGAUAAAGGUCUCUGGAGAGUGUCGCGCACACUCAUUCUAUUCCCAUGAAUAGUCAUUACACCCCUGCUCAGGCUGCUCAAAUUGCACUGCCGCUGGCACCUCGAGGAGUAAAUAAUGUCUUUAUCGUCCUUGUGACGAGUGUGCUGUACGAUUUCAUGACUAACCUAGGCGAUGAGCUUGACUACCUCUUGGGUUCUCGAAUGACACUGGCAAAAGGGCUAUUUCUUGGAUGUCGUUACACAACCUUCGCAAUAUGCGCCAUACACGCUCGAAUGGUCCUCUCACCGAGUGUUGAGGGUUGCCCGGGGCUUACUGAAAGUAACAUAUUGCUCCUUGGGAUUGUUCUACUAUGCGCGGAAUGUAUCUUUGUCCUACGAACAUAUGCGUUGUGGAACUGUGAUCGACGUGUUCGAAUAGCGUUGUUGAUAUUGUAUUUGGCUCUUUUCUGUGCUACGAUAAUACUAGUACUAGGAUGCGGGCUACAAUUGAAGAAUACUAAAUUCACAACAGGUUGUUACUCCGAUAGUUCGAUACCGACCAAUUUGAUUCUUGCACCCUAUAUCCUUUUGUUACUCCUUGAAAUUGAGGUUGUUGGUCUCACCUUUUACAGAAUGAUCAGAUACUACCGUACUACACGUUGCCGGCUUUUAACAUUGAUGGCACAAUACAACGUAGGCUAUAUCCUUGCUGGGCUAUUAUCCACCAUAAUCAAUAUCGUUGCAAUCUGCUUUGUGCCGGGCGAUUAUGCCCCAGUGCUUGAAGCGUUACAGAUCGUGGCACAGGCUCUUCUUGCAACUCGAAUGCAACUUGACCUAUGGAAGCUUAAUCGCCACUCACCGUCAGUGGCCCCUACAUCGUACUCGACCGAGUACUCACAAACGGAUCUGGAAUUUGAGUUGUCACAAAGAGCAUCCACCAUACCCAGUGGCACUGUACCAGUAAUCUGCGAUGUACAUGUUCCUACCUCUGGCUAAACCACAGUGGGUUCAUGGUACUGAGGGAAAUGCGCAAAGUGGCGUCCAUGAGCCCUGUUUGAUCACACAAAGCGGCAGAGUUAGUUCUUCCAGUUCUGUCCGAAGUUGAUUGGACCCUUGUGACAUCGCAUAAACUGACUUCCGUAGCUCAGGAGUAGCGGGAAAGCCACAAGCAAGGAGAAAUGACAUCAGAAUUACACCCCAUAGUCCUUCUAGAUAAUCCGUUCGA